UAUUCCUCGUUAGUGUGUAGUCUCUUACAUUACCUACAAAAUCUUUGCUUUCCCUUUUUUUUUUUUUUUGCCAAUGGCUUCUUCACCACAACUCAUCUCUUACUUCUUCCUUUUAGCCUUCUUCUCCGUUGAAAUACAUGGUAGGGAAUUUUUUAGCAAAAUCCCAAGUGUUAACACAAAUGAGAAAGAGGUGACCAACAAAGAAGAACAAACAACUUUGGGGAAGAAGGAGCAAGAGCCAAGGUUUGUCCCCGAGACCCAAAAUGGCUAUGGGCUUUACGGUCACGAGUCUGGUCAGCUCCCUCCUAGCACCACCAGUACCAAAGAAACCUAUGAACCCUAUGUCACUCCUGUUAAAUACCACCCUGAUGAACCCUACAAUAGCAUCCCAGCGUCCAAAACCAACAACAAAGACUCUUACUUUUAUAGCAAGACAAAUGCCUACGGGAACACUGAGCAGCAAAGUGAAGCCAGGUUCAAUGAGAAAGGAUGGACCACCAAGGAAACCAACAACUACAAUGGUAACAACGAGGCCUUGUUCACUGAGAAAGGGUGGAGUACUAAGGAAAACCAGAAUAGCAACAACUAUUACAAUGGUAACAAUGAGGCCAUGUUCACUGAGAAAGGAUGGAGUACUAAGGAAAACCAGAACAACAACAACAACUAUUACAAUGGUAACAAUGAGUACAACAAUGUUGAGAAGCAAGGAAUGAGUGAUACUAGGUACUUGGAGAAUGGGAAGUACUACUAUGGUGUGGGUUCUGAGAACAACUACUACCCGAACCAGUUCGAGAACUCGAGGGGAGUCGGUUCGAGGAACGAGUUCAACGAGAACCGUUACAAUAACAUGGGAAAGUACAAUCAGAAUCAAGAGGAGUUCGAAGAAGAGUUCGAGCCAUGAAACCAUACGCAUAUGCUAAUUAAUUAGCAAAAUGAGGGUAAAGAAAAAAAGGUUUUAUUUAUUGGGUUUUGUGUUUUACUUUGUGAUCUUUUUUUAUUUUAUUUGCAGGGUUUGAUAGCAUCCUUUGCUUUUGAUAUUGAAAUGCUAAAAGAUAUGAUAUGGGAGCCUUAUGCUUUUUACUUUUCUUAAACAAUGUUAUGCAAUAAAAAUGUAAUUAUAUGUUCCAAUAUUAUAUAUAUAUAUCUUCUUCCUAUUUUAA
Molecule: messenger RNA, 1160 nt
Organism: Gossypium raimondii (Peruvian cotton)
Lineage: Eukaryota; Viridiplantae; Streptophyta; Magnoliopsida; Malvales; Malvaceae
Product: protein E6
Exons: 1
Coding region: 74-901 (275 amino acids)
Source: RefSeq, a predicted model, not a curated record